Molecule: messenger RNA, 972 nt
Organism: Trichomonas vaginalis G3
Lineage: Eukaryota; Parabasalia; Trichomonadida; Trichomonadidae
Product: protein of unknown function, DUF4106 family
Exons: 1
Coding region: 1-972 (323 amino acids)
Source: RefSeq, a predicted model, not a curated record
AUGAGAUGGGGUCAUAAAGCUAACCCGGAUAGGUGGUUCAUAAACUUACAACCACAAUUCCAAGAAGUUGUAGACGCAAUGGAAGUCAAUGGUGAACCAGAUAUAGCUGGUAUUUUAAGCGCGGCUUUAAUGCCAUUGAAAGAUAUGAAACAUGCAGAUAUUUUGGACCAGUAUGAAAUGAACAUGGCUGAUGGAAAUAUAACACCUGACGUUCUAGAACAUUUAUCUCAAAGAACUACACAGAACCAUAGAGAUGGUAUAUUUGGUGAAGAGUUUAGAAAGAAAGUUAGGGAGAGCGAAGGAAGAGAACCUAUUGUACAUGACCUUGCAAACGAAAGUUUACAAAAUGUCAUAAAAACUUACUUUGCAGACAAUGAACCGAGAAGGGAUGAAUAUUUAAGAAAACUCAAAUGGACAGUACCAAAUGAAAUGUUAGUAUUGAAAAACAUGUUCCUUGACAAAAUAAAACCAACUACAGAAAUAAAUGACGCAAGACUGAAAGAUUGGGUAAAAGCUUUCCCAUUCACAAAAGAUAUUGUUGGUAACAUGGAAAGAAAACCAGAAUGGCUACAAAAACAUAUAUUUGGAAACGAGCUUAUUCCAUAUGGACAAGCUCUGUUUGAAGAGCUUGAACCGGAAACUCAGGAAAGAGUCAUGCAAACAAUACGCGAAGACUCAAAUACAAACUAUGACAAAAUCUUUCUAGGAUAUAGGUUACCUGAGAUGGGCGACCAGAGCCUAAAGGCAAAAAGGACACGUGAAAUUUGCAACAUACUAGGUGAACAUGAGGCAAAGAUGCAACAACUUGAAGCAGAGGGCAAGUUACCAAAGAAGAAGAGAAGAGUAGAACAAAGUGAAAGUAGUGAAGAUGCAACUAGUGAAAGUAGUGGCAAUGAAGGAAAAAGAAGAGUUAAAAACUCAGUCAGGAAGAAAGUAAAGCUUGGUCCGAGUGGGUUCUAUUAUGACACAUAA